Messenger RNA from Varanus komodoensis (Komodo dragon), 2612 nucleotides. It is a transcript of the gene FBXW9, whose product is annotated as F-box and WD repeat domain containing 9. Lineage: Eukaryota; Metazoa; Chordata; Lepidosauria; Squamata; Varanidae. The record is from RefSeq and is a predicted model, not a curated record. Gene Ontology annotation, cellular component: preribosome, large subunit precursor. Gene Ontology annotation, molecular function: protein binding. The coding region runs from base 518 to 2077 and encodes 519 amino acids. The transcript is spliced from 10 exons.
UUGGCUGGGGUCGGCGGAGGAGCGGGCUCGCGGUUCCUGGGUCCGCUGCCCCGCGGGGCGGAAUCGUCCUCCUGCUCUGUCCCCAGGAUUCCUGCGGAGCGAUGAGGGUGUGGGCAGCGCGGGGAGGCGGUCGCAGGACAGGAAAGCGCCAGCGCCUCCUUCCUCUGGCCGGCUUUUCUUGAUCUGGGUGGCUGUGAGCCAGCCCAGGAGAAGCGCGAGCGGGUUUUCAGACAUUGCUUCCAACGUGACAACCGGUGAAGAAAGGGGCAGGGCGCCCUGGCGGGCUCUCUGUGGCAGCACUGAGGAGAGCAAAGGUUCAGCCUCUCACACCUCUGGGAAAGAGUCCAUUUCAGACCUUGGCCACGCAGGAGGUGGGUGGAGGCGCUGUGGGCAUGGCCCUGCUUUCCUCCGUCCACACGUUGCUUGGAAGGGCCGAGCAGAGCCGACGUCAGUUGAGCCCUUUCCGAGCAAUCGGCAACGCUGGGUUCCUGAUCCCUUCAGAGGUUUAAGCUAAGCUAUGGAUGCUGACCCAGAUUGUUCUGCUGAAAACCAAGGCUCUGACAAUGACUCUGACACAGAGAGCCAAGCAGAUCCAGAUACCCAGGCCCAGGAGUACAUCGAACGUGUUCUUGGGUCUUCCAGCCAGUGUUGUCAGGCAUCCAAGUGCCUGCCUCCUGAAUCUCUCUCGAUCAGUGAUGGAGCCCGAACAUCAGAACGCAUGUCUCCACCUCUGGAGCUUAAGAAGUCUCCUGUUAUUGAUGAGACAGCUUCAGGACUGUUAUCUCUUCCUCUGGAGCUGAUCUUGGAGAUCUGUUCCUACCUGCAGGCCAGGUUUGUCCUGGGUGUUCUUCCUUUGGUCUGCAAGACUCUGAGGGACAUUGUGCAGGAUGAAGUCACUUGGAGAAUUCGCCUGCUCAAGAGAAUUGGCAACUGCUAUCCUGUAGUGGAAGAUGACGACUUUAACUGGCCAGCUGCCUGCAUUGAACUAGAAGAACACCUCCAACAAUGGGCAGAAAACGGCAGGAACACAGAGUACUUUUCCCUUGCAGAGGGGCACUUUGCCUCAGUCGACACUGUGCUGCUCCUCCAGGGCGGUGAGCUCUGUGUUUCAGGUUCUCGGGAUCGAAAUGUCAACUUGUGGGACCUGAGACAGCUGGGCAGAGCACCAGAAAAUGUGCUAGUGAAGACACUGGGGACAGAGCGCAGUGGCACACACAAGGGAUGGGUCUGGUCACUGGCUGCAAGAGAUGGCCGCGUGUGCUCAGGGUCCUGGGACAGCACAGUGAAACUGUGGGACAUGGCUGCUGAUGGGCAGCAGUUUGGAGAGAUCAGAGGGAAAGCAGCUGUGUUGUGCCUUUCUUAUCUGCCUGACAUCCUGGUCACAGGAACCUAUGACAAGAAGGUGACAGUAUAUGACCCACGAGCUGCUCAAGCCCUAGUGAAGAGCCGCAAGCUUCAUUCCAGUGCAGUCCUGUCCCUUGCAGCUGAUGAGCGCUUCAUCAUCUCUGGUAGUGAAGACCGAACACUGGUGUGCUUUGACAGACGAGCCAACAGCGUCCUUCAAAGGCUGCAGCUGGACUCCUACCUCCUUGCCAUGUCAUACCAGGGUAAUCAGCUAUGGGCUGGAGAUAACCACGGACUGCUGUAUGUCUUUGAGAACAGAGGAGGGGGCUUCCAGCACAUCCGGUAUUUCGAUGUGGGUCAUCACUCCCAGAUCACUGGGCUCCAGCACUCACUGGGUGCAUUAUACACAACGUCCACUGACAAGACACUGCGUAUCCAUGUUCCCACAGAUCCACCGAAGGUCAUCUGUUCGCGGAUGCACAGCUGUGUGCUGAAUGGGGUAAUGGCAUUGGGGAUAGAGAUGCUAGUAGAUGGUGUUCCAGACCAUUUGUAUUGGUUCCUGCUCAAGAAAGGGAACAUUAGAGCUGGGCAAAGGGAAAAUAUGGGGAAUGAGCAUCCUUGCUUGUCUUUACUGUCUGGUAUCGGGCACGCGGGCUGCCUUCUGGCUGCUGUGGGCCUUGCUCAACCUACAGGUUCCACCCCCACUUUCUCUUCUUUUGCAGAUCAGCGCUGAAGGAAACAUAGCAGUGGCUGCCUCAGGGGGUCUCUCUUUGGAAGUCUGGAAGCUCAGUGUGUGAUGACAAGCCCCAAAGCGAUCCGUGCACACAAAUACAGGGGUGUCGAGUCCAGGGUCUUGGACAACAUCCCUUCAGUGUCCUGAGUUCAAGUGCCUGGUGGGUUGUUGGUUUUUGUUUCUCAUGCUCUCUGGAGCAGUGAAGUCAGGGGUUGAAGGUUCAGCCUCAACUUUUCCCGGGUAGCUAUAGGAGAGAGGCUUGCUCCCAGACCAAUGCGCCACCUCAGAAUCAACCCCCCUUCCUGCCAGCUGCCUGCUCUCCUUCCUUCCUGUGGCCCCCCAUGCUCUGAUAUGCACACUUCUAUGGGCCCACACUCAGCACAGAGGAGCAGCUGUUCAGAUGCCUAAGCAGGGCAAGGUCAACUUGAGGAAGAUGCAUUGUGGGCACAAGAAUAGCAGUGGUUUAAAGGAUCUUCUGGUGACCUUGUUCUGAUCCAUGUUUACAGUUUAAUUAAAGAUGUUCUAAAGAGGUUGA